Aspergillus wentii DTO 134E9 is the source of this 2075-nucleotide messenger RNA. Its product is annotated as sodium:solute symporter family protein. Gene Ontology annotation, cellular component: plasma membrane. The transcript is spliced from 3 exons. The annotation marks the transcript as partial. Gene Ontology annotation, biological process: urea transmembrane transport. Lineage: Eukaryota; Fungi; Ascomycota; Eurotiomycetes; Eurotiales; Aspergillaceae. The record is from RefSeq and is a predicted model, not a curated record. Gene Ontology annotation, molecular function: urea transmembrane transporter activity.
AAUGGAAACCCUCCAAGUCCUCCCCCCAGGCGCAGGAUACGGCAUCGUCAUCGGCAUCGGGGGCAUCUUCGCCCUGUUCAUGCUGGCUCUAACAUGGCUUCAGAAUCGAUAUACGAGUUUUUCCACAGGCCAAGCGGAGGAAUUCAACACUGCUUCCAGGUCAAUCAAGCCGGGUCUGAUUUCUGCUGGAAUUGUCUCGUCGUGGACAUGGUCUGCUACGCUUCUUACUAGUUCGACAUUUGCAUACUCGUACGGUGUCUGUGGGCCAAUGUGGUACGGGGCGAUGGGGACGCUGCAGAUUCUCAUGUUUGGACUGAUUGCGAUUAAAAUCAAGGCUAAUGCUCCCGGUGCGCAUACGAUGCCGGAGAUCGUGCUGGAGAGACAUGGGAAGAUCGCGCACAUCACGUAUCUCUACUACGGGCUGGCGACGAAUAUGCUCGUUGGGGCUUGUUUAGUCCUCGGUGGAGCACAGGUCGUGGCAGCGUUGACGGGGAUGAAUGUGUAUGCGGCCAACUUUCUCAUUCCUCUGGUGGUGACUGUGUAUGUGAUAGCUGGGGGUCUCAGAUCGACAUUCAUUGCGGACUACACACAUACGGUCAUUCUGUUCAUUGCGAUUCUCAUCUUCGGGUUCAUGAUCCACGCCACUAGUGAUCUGGUUGGUAGUCCUGCGAAGCUAUACUCUCUGCUGCAAGAGGCAUCGCAGAAUAUGCCCAUUGAGAGAAAUACAGAUGGUUCGUAUCUGGCCUUUCACUCAGUCGGAGGCCUCAUCUUCGCUUUUGAUCUGUUCGUCGCCUCGUUUACCACGGUCUGGCUGGAUCAGAGUUAUUGGCAGCGAGCGAUUGCCUCUCGUCCUGAAACGUCUGUCAAGGCGUAUAUCCUGGGUGGAAUUGCGUGGUAUGGCAUCCCCUUUGGCUUCGCAACAGCCAUGGGCUUAGGUUGCGCUGCCUUGACCAACAACCCUGCCUUUCCCACGUAUCCCCAUCCCCUCUCAGCAGCACAGGUUGACGCCGGCCUCUCUGCCCCAGCAACAGCCAUCACUCUCCUCGGCAAAGGAGGCGCAGUGUUGAUGCUCAUCCUCCUCUUCAUGGCCGUCACCAGCUCCACAUCCGCGGAAUUAAUCGCUGUCUCGUCUCUUCUCACUUUUGACAUAUACAAAACAUAUUUCCGGCCGCAUACAGACUCUGUGACCCUCGUGCGGGUUAGUCACUACGCUAUCGCUCUCUACGCCGUCGUCCUCGCUGUCUUUUGCUGUAUAUUAAACGCAGCGGGAGUGAAUCUUACGUGGCUCCUCACCGUCCUGGGUGUGAUUGUAGGCGGUGCAUCGUUGCCAGUUGGGAUGAUUCUUCUCUGGAAGCGCAUGUCGACUGUUGCUGCCAUCGCUGCGCCGUGGAUUGGGUUUGCCUGUGGUCUUGUCGUGUGGUUUGUAACGUCGCAUAAACGGUCUGGUGAGAUUAGUGUGGCUUCCACUGGUGAUACUACGAAUGCACUCGCUGGGAACCUGGCUUCGUUUGGAGUCGGCUUCAUCAUGGCUGUUGUGCUGAGCUUUGUCUUUCCCAAGAAGAGUAUGCCACUUACCAGAGAUCUAUCACCAUCACCAUCAUCACCAGCAGAAAAAGAUACAGACAAAACAACAACUCCCACCCCAUCAUCAGAUCCCCAAAUCCCACCAAUGGACCCCAUCCUCGCCAAAAAAGGAACCAAAAUAAGCUGGGCCGCCAACGCAAUCUUCUUCUUCGGUGCAGUGAUUCUCGUGCCCUUUACGCUCUUCGGGACGGAGUAUGUAUACUCGCGGCCGUUUUUUACGGGGUGGGUUGUUGUGUCGUUUAUUUGGAUUUGGGUUAGUGUGGUUAUUUGUGUUGUUUAUCCGGUGGUUGAGAGUGCGGAUGCGCUGAGGAAUAUAUCAAAGGGAUUAUGGAGGGAUAUGAGGGGUUUAGGGGGGCGGGGUGAAGUGUAGCUGUACAUAAUCAUUCUAAUAUCAUCUGCUGCUUAAAUACUCUCGUCUCAACUAUCUCGGACGAGAGCAUAACGUACCGUCGAGCACAAUCAUCAGUGAAAUGAAGCCCUAAACUGUGCAG